ACAGCUGUCUGAGUCGCAAAUUUAGUGCUUCCGAUUCGACAAAAGUCAAGUUCAUUGAUUUAACUGUUUCCGCAUCUGCAUUUAGGCUGUGCACAGCGGUGAUUUUUUAUUAUUAAAAUAAAUUGGCUUCACCAGAAAGGAUGUCGAAAAUAUACCAUGGUUUGGUAAAUACUGCUGACCGCUUUGUGCCGAAUGCCCUAAGACCACUAUGGAAUCAUGCAGCAGGUCCUAAAACGGUGUUUUUCUGGGCUCCAGUAUUCAAAUGGGGUCUGGUUGUUGCUGGAUUAAGUGACUUGCGUCGUUCGCCGGAUCAACUGUCCGUAUCACAAUCCGCUUCGCUGGCUGCCACUGGUUUGAUUUGGUCUCGCUAUUCGCUGGUAAUCAUCCCGAAAAAUUAUGGACUCUUCUCCGUGAAUGUCUUUGUUGCCUUGACUCAGUUGGCUCAAUUGUAUCGUGCCUGGGAUUUUUCUCGGAAGAAUCAACUAUCAAUAAACGAAUCGGAAAAGUAACAUAGCUCAAAUGAUGUGCUACCCUACAUGACCGGAGUCAAAUUUAUCAUAAACUAAAAGUGUCGGAAAACUAGCAGAAACGGGUUAUAUCAGUGGAAACUUCAUGUGUGUAUCGGGUUUUAGGGAUACAAUUCAUGUUCAACACUAGAGACAUCGUGCAAAUAUUUUUCAUAGCAUAUAGACAAUUGAAUCGGAAGACAUAAAAUUAUAUUUUAUAA
Messenger RNA from Ochlerotatus camptorhynchus, 727 nucleotides. Its product is annotated as mitochondrial pyruvate carrier 2-like. The record is from RefSeq and is a predicted model, not a curated record. Gene Ontology annotation, biological process: pyruvate import into mitochondria. Gene Ontology annotation, molecular function: pyruvate transmembrane transporter activity. The coding region runs from base 141 to 509 and encodes 122 amino acids. The transcript has 4 exons. NCBI's taxonomy places the organism in Eukaryota, Metazoa, Arthropoda, Insecta, Diptera, Culicidae. Gene Ontology annotation, cellular component: mitochondrial inner membrane.